Molecule: messenger RNA, 1227 nt
Organism: Zygosaccharomyces rouxii
Lineage: Eukaryota; Fungi; Ascomycota; Saccharomycetes; Saccharomycetales; Saccharomycetaceae
Gene: SIL1
Product: Sil1p
Exons: 1
Coding region: 1-1227 (408 amino acids)
Cellular component (GO): endoplasmic reticulum
Molecular function (GO): adenyl-nucleotide exchange factor activity
Source: RefSeq, a predicted model, not a curated record
AUGAAGCUCUUACCGGUGGCAAUAGUUGGGUUAACUAAUAUACUCCCCAUUUUAGCCAAUCCUAUUAAAGCUACAUUAUCACCAGAAUCUAACACUGUGGAAACCUCAAGCCUCUACGUGGGAGACAGUUUAGUGUGUAAUCAAGAAGGUUGUUAUCCUAAAUUAUUCGAAGCCGAUAACGAUUGGAAAACUGUAAAAGAAGGGCAAGUGUUACCAGGAGGGCUAGAUAUUAGAAUGAAUUUGGAAACUGGUUUAAAAGAAGCUAAGUUGUCGGACAAUACUGCACACACGGAUACUCCAAACGAUGCUAAUGCUGUGGUACCUGUAUCAGCUCCAUCAGAAGAUACAGAAUACUAUGAAUUUACUAAUGAUUUCGAAACCGUUGAUAAGCUUCUACAAAAUUUACACAGCAGUGAAGAGGUUGUGAAAUUAGAGAAUAAACUUGAUGAUUUGAUAGUUUUUGCUCAUGACUACAAGCAUGGUUCCAAGAUUAUUACACAUGAGUUUGAGCUAUUGAGAAAUAUUGCUCUACAGCAGCAGCUGCCUACAUCCAUUAGAGAAUUAGGAGUUAGAAUGAUUGUGAGUUGUCUGAGAAAUAACCCUAAAUCCAUCGAAUAUGUGCAAGAUACCCAUCCAGAAUUUGUUCAUCAAGUUUUCCAAGAGUUGGAGAACGGUGUUGAAGUUUCUAAUCCUGCACCUAGUACUAUAGCAUUGGCAAAGAGGUACCUUUCAGUGUUAGACGAACUUCUUUCUUCCACUUAUCAUUUCACGAAGGAUCAAAUGUUAACUUUAAAAAAGAUAUAUGAAAUUCAGGAUAAACAGAUCAGAAUCAAAGUAUUGGAAUUGAUUUCAAAAUAUUUUGGUCCCACCCAGCAACCUCAUUUGAAUAAAAGAGACAUUGUAGAUACAGCUCCAAACGUCAGCGAAUGGGCUCAAGAGUUACAAAAAUGGAUUCAAGAUGAUGGUAUUGAUGAAAUCCACACGAGGAAGUUCUUUAACAGUUUGUACAAUAUCAAGACUCAGUUGGGAUCAGAUAUCAAGGUAGAUUCGUCAUUCAUCAAUUGGCUUUCCCAUGAAACUGAAAAAAGGAAACAAAAUGUUGAGAAUCAAAACCAGAAUAGAGAUUUAGAACAGGAUUCCUUCGAUAAAAGAUUGAUCGAAAGUAGACAUUUAGUCUUUGGUAAUCCAAUGGCACAUCGUGUAAAGCAUUUCAACGACGAGUUGUAG